CAGAGGUGUGCUGCUCACUUAAGCUUUUUCGCUUUUUCUGCGAGUUUUUCACGUCGCUUUCAUCUUGAGGACGACACUCGCGCUUACUUGAUUAGCUUCAUUCACUCUUGCCGACCGCUUCACUUUCUCAGUCAUCCCGCUCAGAUUUUAUUUCAGGCAACUUCUUUUUUUUUUUUCAUUGAGUGCUGGGGAAAGGUAGGAGGGGCUGUGUAGAGCAGUGUUCUCUCUCUUGCUCCCUCUCUCUUUUCUCUGCCUUAUUCUCUGUCCCUCUCUUUCUCUCUCCUCCCCCCUUCUCUCACUCCUCUCUCCCUCCCUCUCUCACUCGCUCACACCCCCUCCCUCGGCUGUCACUGCCCGGACUGUGUUCACUUCCAAGGAAGGCAGAGUGAAGGAGAGAACAGUUCUCUUUGGACUCAGUCUCUGGAGUUAAUUUCGACUCGUUCUUCCCUCAAGGAAGUUUUCAGAAGAGUGUAAACAGACUUUCCUCCCUCCCUCGGAGGGACAUUCAAAGAUUAGAGGACAGAGGAAGACUGAGGACAGAGGCAACACGCUGAGGAUUCACUCCUACAUUCUAUUUCAUUGCACUGGAAGCACGUGGCAGCCGGCUCUGCCACUGGACCUCCUCGCAGACAGAAAGAGUGAGGUCAUUAUUUCAUUCUUUCUCUCUUUAGGCAGUGCGCGCGCGUGUGUGUGCUUUUUGCCAGUUAGUUAGUCAGACAGACAGUCUCUGUUGAGGCUCACAGACAGAGGCGCAAACAAUGGUGGCUGGAAUGGUGAUGCCCCUUGCAGAACUGCGGGCAAUCUAUGAGCUGCUGUUUCGUGAUGGCGUCAUGGUGGCCAAGAAAGACAAGCGGCCCCAGACCAAACACCCCGAUGUUUCCGCGGUGAAGAAUCUGCAGGUGAUCCGCGCUAUGGGCUCGCUGAAAUCUCGAGGGUAUGUGAGGGAGACCUUCACCUGGAGGCACUUCUAUUGGUACCUCACCAACGAGGGCAUCGUUUACCUGCGGGAUUACCUGCACCUGCCCCCCGAGAUCGUGCCAACCCCUCUGCAGCGGGUACGUCGGCCAGCUGCCACCCUGGCCCUGGCCAAUCGGGCUGCUCGGGUCCAGACAGUGGAGGGUCCAACGUCAUACGUUCCCAAACCCGGCGCAGAGAGCCAUGAAGCUUCGCUGGAGCGCCAGGGAUACCGACACAAGAGGAUGGGGGCAUCUGCUGAGGAGGAGUUGCCAGUUGAGAGAACCCCUCGGUUCAGAGGUCGUCCAAUGGCUGCAGAGCAAGAAAAGCCCAAAGCAUUUCGGAAUUCUGGGGACCAAGCUCAGUCUCCUAUGAGAAACAGUUGGGCUUUUCGCUCAGAACCUGAGCGUGUGAUGGAGCAGGGCUAUGACAAAAGGAUCACCAUGGAGACCACCUCCAAGAGGCCUUUAGCAGAUGCUGUUAGUAUCAAAUCGACUUCAAUGUUUACAGUGCAGGAGAAGGUUGUGUCUGGGAACCACAGAGCUAGCUCUGUUAAAAGCACAACAGCCUUCUCAGAUCUGACCUCCUCCAAUCAAGCACAAAUUGCCACAGUAGCAGCAGUUACAGUUGCAGCAGUGGGAUCAGGUGUGUCAUCUGCCAUUAAAGCAGCCAAAGAGGUGCAGAAAAAAGAAGUACCUGUCCCAGUGCCUCAGGAAACGGCUAAACCCCCCCAAACUGGCAACAAACCAGACAAGGCCGCUGCUCAGGUGGAACCUGCUGCUAAGGUGGAACCUGCUGCUAAGGUGGAGAAACAGGUGAAAAGCACAGGACCCAAGGCCAAGGAACAACCACCCAAACCAGCUGAAGCUCUCACUAAAACACAAACACUAACAGACGGUGUUGACGAAAUGAAAGAGGUGGUGGUGAAGGUUGAACCACAUGGCACCAAACUUCAAAAUGCUUCAUCGCCUGAUAAAGAAAUGAUGAUGUCAAGCAUCUCUGCCAUGUCCUCGCUGAAGGGACAGAAGACUGCUGAUGCCAAGCCCAAAGAAGACUCUCCUAAAGUAUCAACAGAGGCAGUAGUCAAUAUAACAGCACCAGCAGCUUUGAAGACUGAUGUAGUGACAUCUAAAAAUGAUAAUAAAGAGAGCAUCAAAAAGAAAACCGAGGUUAAGCUAACACAAAAACCUGCCCAGCAAACAAUAGAGAACAGUGCUGGCAAACAAGUCUCACCAAGUCCUGUGGAAUCAGCCCAACCCCAGGCUGAAGUUCCUGUCCAGCAGAAGGGAGAGGUCAAAAAGGUUAGCGCUGGUCGUGACAUGCAGGAGCCAAAAGCAGCAUCUUCCCUAGAGGUCACCGUGACAUCUGCAGUCUCUCAGCAGGCUGAAGCCAAGCUGGAAGUGAAAGUGACAGAAGAUGCAGCUAAACAGGCAGGACCACCCACUGUGUGUGUGGAGAGAAAAGUCGUGGAGCAGAAGAGCAUCAAAGUUGAAUUGAAACAAGAGGUUGCUGUUCAGUUAUCAACAACUCCACCUAAACCAACUGAGGUUUCACCCAAGCCCGAGGCCGUGAGUGCAGGGACUGAUGUUCCUCCAAAGGCCACAAAGUCAAAAAAGAAAAAGAAAGCUGCUCCCCCUGUUUUGGAAACAAUCCCAACCCCCCCACCUGCGGUGGAGCCAGAGGCAACUAAGGUGGAGACCGCAACCACCAUUAAUGAUGACUCAUCCCAAUCCUCAGUGUUGACCAGAACAAAUGACCCUCCGCAGACACCUUCAAAAGGAAUGUGCCCUGAGGAAGUCUGUCCGGCAGCAGCUGUGCAUGUGGAGGCCCCGGCACACAAAGGGGAGGUGGAGCCAGUCCCGCUCGUUGCAGAAAAAAUCAAGCGGGAGGUCCUGAAAGCGGAAACAUCCUCCUCGCUGAGGGAAGCACCCGCAGCAGCCGGAGCGUCAGCAGCAACAGCAACAGCAACAGCAGCAGCAACAGUCUCCGCUCACAAGACCAGCCCCCGCGACGAGCAGGGGGAGCCUCCCAGUGUUGCACAACACACAGCCGCUCUCGCUGCUUCUGCCGCCGCUGCUGCUACAGCAGAAUCCGAGAGAGGAGAGAGGGAGGAAAAUCUCCCCCUCACCCAGGCCUCCGAGCAGGGCAAGGAUCUGCAGCCGACACCGCCUGUCAUCACCGUCAGUGUUCCCCCCGCCGCUGAGCCACAGCCUGAGGGAGUCAGCUCUGAAGCGAAGAAGUGUCAGGACGAGGCCGACGGCACCAUGAGGAAGAAGAUAGUCGUGGUGGAGGAGGUCAUUGAGGUGCAGCAUAUUGGGAGCCAGACAGCUGCGGGGUCCCCGCCUGCAUCGGCCCCCGAGCCUAAGGGCGAUGACCUGGACUACGAUGUCUUGGAGCAGCUGGCCAUGGAGAGAGCUCUGCUGGCCGGUGGGGCCCUGGCUGGACAGCGGACUGGCUCUCCAGAAGAGUGGGACCAUUCCCUGGAUGAGCCCGAGGAGAAGACCUGGCCAAACUUCCAGGAAGAUGAGCGGGACCGAGUACAGAAAAAGACCUUCACAAAAUGGGUGAACAAGCAUCUCAUGAAGCACUGGAAAGCUGAGGCCCAGCGUCACGUGAGUGAUCUUUAUGAAGAUCUCAGAGAUGGACACAACCUGAUCUCCCUGCUGGAGGUCCUGUCCGGGGAGACGCUGUCGAGGGAGAAAGACGUUGUGAGGAACUUGCGGUUGCCCCGUGAGAAAGGCCGCAUGCGAUUCCACAAGCUGCAGAAUGUACAGAUAGCCCUGGAUUUCCUGAGGCACCGACAGGUCAAGCUGGUGAACAUCAGAAAUGACGACAUUGCAGAUGGAAACCCCAAGCUCACCCUGGGGCUCAUAUGGACCAUCAUCCUCCACUUCCAGGUCUCAUGUUCUAUUUCAGACAUCCAGAUCAAUGGCCAGUCAGAUGACAUGUCGGCCAAGGAGAAGCUGCUUCUCUGGUCACAGCGCAUGGUCGAGGGCUACCCAGGCCUCCGCUGUGACAACUUCACCACCAGCUGGAGAGACGGCAAGCUCUUCAACGCAGUCAUCCACAAGCACGAACCCCGGUACAUUGACAUGACUAAAGUGUUCCGUCAGAACAACAUCGAGAACCUGGAGCAGGCUUUCAACAUUGCAGAGAAAGACCUGGGCGUGACUCGCCUGUUGGACCCCGAGGAUGUUGAUGUGCCACACCCUGAUGAGAAGUCAAUCAUCACCUAUGUGUCUUCCCUUUAUGAUGCCAUGCCCCGUGUCCCUGAUGCCCAGGAUGGCAUUAAGGCCAAUGAGCUGGAGCUGCGCUGGCAGGAGUAUUACGAGCUGAUCACCAUUCUGCUGCAGUGGAUGCGCCAUCAUAUCCACUACUUCGAGGAGCGAAAGUUCCCCGCCAGCUACGAGGAAGUGGAGAUCCUUUGGCGCCAAUUCCUGAAAUUCAAAGAGACAGAGCUCCCAGCAAAGGAAUCUGACAAGAACCGCUCCAAACAUAUCUACCAGUCCUUUGAGGGUGCCGUUCAGGCUGGUCAAAUCAAGGUUCCCCCAGGUUACCACCCUAUUGAUGUGGAGAAGGAAUGGGGUCGCCUGCACGUGUCCAUCCUUGAGAGAGAAAAACUGCUCAGGAUUGAGUUUGAAAGGCUUGAGCGGCUACAGAGGAUUGUGGGCAAGGUCCAGAUGGAGUCCGGUGUGUGUGAGGAGCAGCUGAACCAGCUGGAGAGCCUCCUGCAGUCGGACAUCCGUCUCCUGAGCGCAGGAAAAUCCGCCCUGCACGCUGCUGAGGUGGAGCGAGACCUGGACAAAGCUGACGGCAUGAUCCGCCUGCUCUUCAACGACGUGCAGAUCCUCAAAGACGGACGCCACCUGCAGGCAGAGCAAAUGUACCGCAGGGUUUACCGUCUGCACGAGCGUCUGGUCAACCUGCGCAGCGAUUACAAUCUCCGCCUGAGGUCAGGUGCCCAGGCCACCAUGGUCAGCCAGCAGUCAACUAUGGUCAGCCAGCAGUCAUCCAUGGUCAGCCAGCAGAGGUCAACCAUGAAGGGGCGCCCAGAGCUGGACGAGGUCACCCUCCGCUACACCCAGGACCUGCUGGCCUGGGUGGAGGAGAACCAGCGCCGCAUCGAUGGGGGCGAGUGGGGCUCCGACCUGCCCACCGUGGAGUCGCAGCUGGGCAGCCACAGAGGCCUGCACCAGACCGUGGAGGACUUCCGCACCAAGAUUGAGCGGGCACGAGCCGACGAGAGCCAGCUGUCACCAAUUAGCAAGGGCACAUACAGAGAGUACCUCGGCAAGCUGGAUCUCCAGUAUGCCAAGCUUUUGAACUCAUCUAAGUCUCGUCUCCGCAACCUGGAUCAACUCCACGCCUACGUCACUGCUGCCACCAAGGAGCUGAUGUGGCUCAACGACAAAGAAGAGGAGGAGGUCAACUUUGAUUGGAGCGACCGCAACUCCAACAUGGCAGCAAAGAAAGAGAACUACUCUGGACUGAUGAGGGACCUUGAGGGCAGAGAGAGGAAGGUCAAUGAGAUCCAGGCCACCGGAGACAAGCUCAUCAAAGAGGGCCACCCGGGCAAGGCGACAGUGGAGGCUUUCACAGCAGCGCUACAGACUCAGUGGAGUUGGAUCCUCCAGCUGUGCUGCUGCAUCGAAGCUCACCUCAAAGAGAACACGGCCCAUUACCAGUUCUUCGCCGACGUGAAGGAGACCGAGGAGACGUUGAAGAAGAGACAGGAGACCAUGAAGAAGAAGUACACAUGUGAUCGCUCCACCACGGCAACGCGUCUGGAAGACCUUCUGCAGGAUGCCGUGGAGGAGAAAGAGCAGCUCAAUGAGUUGAAGAGCCAGAUCGCCAGCCUGAGCAAGCGGGCAAAGACCAUUAUUCAGCUGAAGCCACGAAACCCAACCAUUCCCAUCAAGGGCAAAUUCCCCAUUCAGGCUGUGUGUGACUUCAAGCAGAUGGAGAUCACAGUGCACAAAGGAGACGAGUGUGCUCUCCUCAACAACUCCCAGCCCUUCAAGUGGAAGGUGCUGAAUCGCUCUGGUGAUGAAGCUGUUGUUCCCUCCGUGUGCUUCCUCGUCCCACCUGUCAACAAGGAAGCUGUAGAUAGUGUGUCCAACCUGGACUCCAGCCUCCAGCAGAUGACGAUCCACUGGCAGAGUCUGCACAUCAACAUGAGGAGCCUCCUGGCGUGGCAGUACCUGAUGAAGGACAUCACACUCAUCCGCUCCUGGAACGUAGUCAUGUUCAAGAGCAUGAGAACGGAGGAGUACAGGCUGACUCUGAGGAACCUGGAGAUGCACUAUCAGGACUUCCUGAGGGACAGCCAGGAUUCGCAGCUCUUCGGGGCGGACGACCGCAUGCAGAUCGAGGCCGACUACAAGAAGACCUCGCAACACUACGAGAACCUGCUGCGCACAUGCGAACAAGGAACUGUGGCCAAAGCGAAGGGUGAAAAGGAUGAGUCUGUGUCUAAGACCUACAUCACUCAGGUCAAAGACCUGCGUCUGCAGAUCGAGGACGUUGAGUCUCGCACCAUCGCCAGGAUGCGCCAGCCUGUGGAUAAGGACCCACUGAAGGACUGUUUCCGAAAGACUGCCGAACAAACGAAAGAUCAUACUAAGCUGCAGGGCAUCAAGAAGAAUCUGGAUGUCGUGGCAGGAAAAGCUGAGGAGGUCUUGGCAGCACCCGAGCAGGCUAGCAGUCCAGUGCUGCGUUCCGAGCUGGACAUCACCUUGCAGAAGAUGGAUCAAGUCUACAGUCUGUCCACCAUCUACCUGGAGAAACUAAAGACAGUAGAUGUUGUGGUCCGUAACACGCAAGGGGCAGAGGACGUGCUAAAGAAGUACGAGGACCGCCUCCGUGACGUUCACAAAGUCCCGACAGACGUCAAAGAGGUGGAGAUCUACCGUACCGAACUCAAGGUCAUGCGUAAGAACGCAGAGGGCGAGCAGCCUGUCUUCGACGGGCUGGAGGGUGGGCUGGGGAAGGCGGCGUCCGUCAGCGAGCGCAUGUCCCGCGUGCACAGCGAGCGCGACGCGGAGCUCGAGCACUACCGCCAGCUCCACACCAGCCUCCAGGACCGCUGGCAGGCCGUGUACGCCCAGAUCGACCUGCGCCUGCGGGAACUGGAACAGCUGGGCAGGCAGCUGGGCUACUACCGCGAGAGCUACGACUGGCUCAUCUGCUGGAUCGCCGACGCCAAGCAGAGGCAGGAGAAGAUCCAGGCCGUGCCCAUCACAGACAGCAAGACACUCAAGGAGCAGUUGGCCCAGGAGAAGAAACUCCUGGAGGAGAUUGAAAAGAACAAAGAAAAAGUUGAUGAGUGUCAGAAAUACGCCAAGGCGUACAUUGACACCAUCAAGGACUACGAACUUCAACUGAUCGCUUACAAAGCUCAGGUGGAGCCGCUGACAUCACCCCUGAAGAAAACCAAAAUGGAUUCGGCCUCUGACAACAUCAUUCAGGAGUAUGUGACUCUUAGAACUCGCUACAGUGAGCUGAUGACGCUCACCAGUCAAUACAUCAAGUUCAUCACAGACACACAGCGCCGCCUAGAGGAGGAGGAGAAAACUACUGAGAAACUUAAAGAGGAAGACAGGAAAAAAAUGGCCGAAAUGCAGGCCGAGUUAGACAAGCAAAAGCAGCUAGCAGAGGGUCACGCAAAGGCCGUUGCCAAAGCGGAAAAAGAGGCCAAGGAGCUGAAGCUCAUGAUGCAGGAAGAAGUUAGCAAGAGAGAGGUAGUAGCUUUGGAUGCAGAGAAGCAGAAACACAACAUUCAGCAAGAGCUACAUGAACUCAAGAACCUCUCAGAGCAACAGAUCAAGUCCAAGAGCCAUCAGGUUGAGGAGGCCCUCCAAAGCCGGACCAAGAUAGAGGAGGAAAUCCGCAUCAUCAGGAUCCAACUGGAGACAACUGUGAAGCAGAAAGGCACUGCUGAAACCGAACUGCAGCAGCUUAGGGACAAGGCUGCUGAGGCAGAGAGGUUGAGAAAAGCUGCUCAAGAGGAGGCAGAAAAGCUGAGAAAACAGGUCAGUGACGAGACACAGAAGAAGCGCAAGGCCGAGGAGGAGCUCAAGCUCAAAGCCGAAGCUGAGAAGGAGGCUGCCAAACUAAAACAGCGGGCUUUGGAGGACCUAAACAAUCUCAAAAUGCAGGCAGAGGAAGCAGAAAGGCGAAUGAAGCAAGCCGAGGUUGAGAAGGAACGGCAGAUCAAGGUGGCCCACGAGGCAGCGCAGAAAAGCGCCGCUGUCGAGCUCCAGAACAAGCGCAUGUCCUUCGUUGCAAAGACUUCAAAGCUGGAAGAGUCUCUCAAGCAAGAGCAUGGCACUGUUAUUCAACUCAAAGAAGAGGCAGAACGUCUCAAGAGGCUACAAGAGGAGGCUGACAAGGCCAGAGAGGAAGCUGAGAAGGAGCUGGAAAAGUGGAGGCAGAAGGCCAAUGAGGCUCUCCGACUCAGACUCCAGGCAGAAGAGGAGGCACAUAAGAAGACUGUUGCCCAGGAGGAGGCUGAAAAACAGAAGGACGACGCCGAACGAGAGGCUAAGAAGAGGACCAAAGCAGAGGAGUCUGCUCUGAAACAGAAGGACAUGGCUGAGCAGGAGCUCGAGAGGCAGAGGAAACUGGCUGACACCACGGCACAGCAGAAAUUCACUGCAGAGCAAGAGCUUAUUCGUUUAAGGGCUGACUUCGACCACGCAGACCAACAGCGAUCUCUACUUGACGACGAACUCUACCGUCUCAAAAACGAGGUCAGUGCUGCGGAGCAGCAAAGGAAACACCUUGAAGAUGAACUUGCUAAAGUGAAAAGUGAAAUGGAUAUCCUUCUGAAACUGAAGACCAAGGCUGAUAAAGAGAGCAUGUCCAACACAGAAAAGAGUAAACAGCUGCUUGUGGCAGAGGCUGCAAAAAUGCGAGACCUUGCUGAGGAAGCAUCCAAGCUUCGUGCCAUUGUUGAGGAGGCAAAGAGACAGAGGCAGAUUGCUGAGGAUGAAGCCGCCCGACAAAGAGCAGAGGCUGAGAGAAUCCUGAAAGAGAAACUUGCAGCAAUUAAUGAGGCGACUCGCCUCAAAACUGAAGCUGAGAUUGCCCUUAAAGAAAAGGAAGCGGAGAAUGAACGCCUCAGGAGGAAAGCUGAAGAUGAAGCUUACCAGAGGAAAGCUCUUGAAGAUCAGGCCAGCCAGCACAAACAAGACAUUGAAGAAAAGAUAGUCCUACUUAAGAAGUCCUCUGAAGCUGAACUGGAGAGACAGAAAACCAUUGUUGAUGAUACUCACAAACAAAGACGAAUUGUGGAGGAGGAGAUUCGCAUCCUCAAGCUUAACUUUGAGAAAGCCUCAUCUGGAAAGCUUGAUUUGGAGCUGGAACUAAACAAACUCAAGAACAUCGCAGACGAAACUCAGCAAACCAAAAUCCAGGCUGAGAAAGAGGCAGAGAAGAUGAGGAAGCUUGCAUUAGAGGAGGAAAAACGAAGGAGAGAAGCAGAAGAUAAAGUUAAGAAAAUUGCUGCUGCAGAACAAGAGGCAGCUCGUCAACGCCAGGCAGCCCAGGAAGAAGUUGAACGCCUCAAAAAGAAAGCUACUGAGGCCAAUAUACAAAAAGAGGAGGCAGACAAAGAGGCAGAACGGCAAAUCCUUUCAGCUAAAGAAGCAGCACAGAAAUGCAGUGCAGCAGAACAGCAAGUGCAAAGCAUCCUUGUCCAGCAAAAAGAGGACAGCCUUGUUCAGAAGAAGCUGAGACAAGAAUUUGAGAAGGCUAAAAAGGUAGCAAAAGAAGCAGAAAAAGCUAAAGAGAAAGCUGAGAAAGAGGCUGCUCUCCUUCGUCAACAAGCUGAGGAAGCUGAACGCCAGAAGCAAGCAGCAGAGGUGGAAGCUGCCAACCAAGGCAAAGCUCAAGAGGAUGCUGAGAGACUGAGAAAGGCGGCAGAGUUGGAGGCUGCAAAGAGAGCCCAAGCAGAGGCAGCAGCGAUCAAACAGAAGCAACAUGCCGAUGCUGAGAUGGCCAAACACAAGAAACUGGCAGAGAAAACCAUAAAACAAAAAUCUCAAGUUGAGCAAGAACUUGCCAAGGUCAAACUGCAGCUUGAUGAGACAGAUAACCAGAAGUCUCUUCUGGAUGAUGAGCUCCAACGCCUUAAGGAUGAGGUCGGUGAGGCUUCUAAGCAGAAGGCUCAAGUAGAAGAAGAGCUGUUCAAAGUCAAAGUUCAGAUGGAGGAACUGAUGAAAUUGAAGCAGAGAAUUGUGGAGGAGAACCAGCGCCUUAUCAAAAAAGACAAAGAUAACUCACAGAAGUUUCUUGCUGAAGAGGCCGAGAACAUGAAGAAGCUGGCUGAGGAAGCUGCCAGGCUUAGUGUCGAGGCUCAGGAGGCCGCUCGCAUGAGAGAAAUUGCAGAGGAUGAUCUUGCUCAACAACGGACCCUCGCAGAAAAGGUCCUUAAAGAAAAGAAGCAAGCCAUCCAGGAGGCCUCUAAACUUAGAGCUGAGGCAGAAAUGCUCCAGAGACAGAAGCAACAAGCUCAGGAACAGGCUCAGAAGCUGCUAGAGGACAAGCAGCAAAUGCAGCAACGUCUGGAUGACGAGAUGGAAGGCUUUCAGAAAUCCUUGGAAACUGAGCGCCAGAGGCAGUUGCAGAUAACAGCUGAGGCAGAGAAACUCAAACUGCAGGUGUCUCAGCUCAGCGAUGCUCAGGCCAAAGCUGAGGCAGAUGCCAAAAAGUUCAAGAAACAGGCCGACGAGAUCAGUGCCCGUCUGCACGAGACAGAGCUUGCGACCAAAGAGAAGAUGACUGUUGUGCAGACGCUCGAAGUGCAGAGGCUGAGCAGUAACAAAGAGGCCGAUGAGCUGCGCAAAGCCAUCACUGACCUCGAGAAAGAGAAGUCUAGACUGAAAAGAGAUGCAGAGGACUUACAAAAUAAGUCCAAAGAGGUUGCGAACGCGCAACAGGAACAGAUGAAGCAGGAGAAGACACUCCUUCAGCAGUCCUUCAUUGCUGAGAAAGAAGAACUACUAAAAAAAGAGAAGCUCAUUGAAGAUGAGAAGAAGAAGCUAGAGAGCCAGUUUGAAGAGGAGGUCCGAAAGGGAAAGGCUCUCAAAGAUGAGCAGGAACAGCAGAGGAAGCAGAUGGAGGAGGAGAAGAAGAAACUCAAGGCCACCAUGGAUGCUGCCCUCAAGAAACAACAGGAAGCAGAGCAGGACAUGCUGAAUAAGCAGAAAGAGAUGCAGGAUCUAGCCAAGAAAAAGCUGGACCAGGAGAAAUUGCUUGAAGAUGAAAACAAGAAGCUCCGUGAGAAGUUGCAACAUCUUGAAGAGAUUCAGCAGCAAGCAUCUCUUACCCGUGAGAUCCAGAUUCAAACAGAUGAGGUCCCUGAAGGUGAACUGGUUCACAUGACCAUGGUAGAGACAACAAGGAAAGUCCUCAAUGGUCAAAGCACAGGUGAUGAAGUUGACAGCAGAAAUGGGGAGUCUCCUUUGUCAUUUGAUGGCAUUCGUGAGAAGGUACCUGCAAGUAGACUCUUUGAUGUUGGACUUCUGACCAAGAAAGAGUUUGAUAAAUUGAAGAAGGGCAAAACCACCGUGCAGGACCUCAGCCAAACAGACAAACUUAAGACAAUUCUCAAGGGAAAUAACUGCAUUGCUGGCCUCCUAGUGCAUCCAAACCAGAAGAUGUCCAUCUAUCAAGCCAUGAAAGAAAUGAAAAUUUCACAAAGCACUGGCUUAAUUCUACUGGAAGCACAAGCAGCAUCAGGCUUCGUAGUUGACCCCAUCAAGAACAAGAAGCUUACAGUCAAUGAAGCAGUGAAAGAGGGACUCGUAGGACCAGAACUGCACAACAAAUUGCUCUCUGCUGAAAGAGCGGUCAGUGGUUACAAAGAUCCUUACACAGGCGGAAAGAUUUCAACCUUUGCGGCCAUGAAGAAGGGUCUUAUUGUGGAGAGUGAGGCCAUCAGACUACUUGAUGCUCAGAUGGCCACAGGUGGAAUCAUCGAUCCAGUCAACAGUCACCGUGUGCCAAUUGAAACUGCCCUCAAACAGGGUUAUCUGGACGCAGACAUGAAGAAAAUCCUGGAGAAACCCACAGAUGACACCAAAGGAUUCUUUGACCCAAAUACCCAGGAAAACCUCACCUACAAACAGCUGAUGGAAAGAUGUACUACAGAUCCUGAAACAGGGUUGAUGAUCCUGCCCAUCUCAGAGAAUGCUGCUCUCAGUGCAAGAACAUAUACUGAUGAAGAAGCAAAGGAUGUCUUCAACAAAACAAAUAUCUCUGUACCUUUUGGAAAAUUCAAGGGAAAAACUAUUACAAUCUGGGAAAUCAUCAACUCUGAGUACUUCACAGAUGACCAGAGAAAGGAUCUCAUCCGCCAGUACAAGACAGGGAAAAUCACAAUUGAGAAAAUUAUCAAGAUUGUCAUAACUGUUGCUGAGGAGAAAGAGAAAAAGAAUGAAAUUGCUUUUGAUGGUUUGAGAGCACCUGUGCCUGCCACUGAGCUCUUGGAAUCCAAAAUCAUUGACAAAGACCUGUUCAACAAACUACACAAAGGCAAUAAAACAGUCAAGGAAGUGUCUGAGAUGGACCAUGUUCACAAGUCUUUGAAAGGCACCAACUGCAUUGCUGGUGUAGUUAUCGACUCAACUAAAGAAACACUGUCCUUCUAUCAAGCCUUGAAGCGGGAGGUGGUGAGACCCACUCAUGCUUUAAAUAUGCUGGAAGCACAGGCUGCAACUGGGUUCAUGGUUGACCCUGUCAAUAAUCAGAAGCACACAGUUGAUGAGGCUGUUAAGGCAGGUUUAGUUGGUCCUGAACUUCAUGAAAAACUGUUGUCUGCUGAAAGAGCUGUCACUGGCUACAAGGAUCCUUACACUGGCAAGACUGUGUCUUUGUUUGAGGCAAUGAAAAAGGACCUCAUCAAUAAAGAUCAGGGAAUCCGACUUCUUGAUGCACAGAUGACGACAGGUGGUAUUAUUGACCCAGUGAAAAGUCAUCGCAUUCCCCAUGAUGUGGCCUGCAAACGGGGAUACUUUGAUGAUCAGACAAACAAGCUGCUAAACAAUCCAACAGAUGACAUCAAGGGUUUCUAUGACCCCAACACUCAAGAAAAUGUCACAUAUCUGCAACUCCAAAAGCGGUGUGUCACAGACAAAAAGACGGGCCUUCAGCUUCUGCCCCUCUCUGAUCAAGCUAUCAACUCAAAAGAGGAGCACAAAUACACAGAGGCACAGACCAAAGAUGCCAUGAAUCAGGCAACAAUGGAGGUAGAAAGUGGACCCUUCAAAGGCAAAAAGGUCACUAUCUGGCAGAUGCUAAAUUCUGAAUACCUUACUGACGAGCAAAGACAAGAUCUGAUUAGACAGUACAGAACAGGCAAAUUCACAAUUGAAAAAAUCAUAAAGAUUGUGAUCACAGUCAUUAAUGAAAAAGAAGCAAUGAAACAGGAGAAAGGCAACUUUAAAGGACUCAGAACUAUGGUACCAGGCAAGUCACUGCUCGACUCUAAGAUCAUUGACAAAGCAACGUUUGAUGCAGUUCAGCAAGGCAAGAAGACAGCAGCAGAAGUUAGCAAAGAUAAAUCUGUCAAUAAAUACCUACAAGGUUCAGACAGCAUUGCUGGUAUCUACAAUGACCAGACUAAAGAGAAGCUCAGUAUAUACCAAGCCAUGAAGAAAACGCUCCUCAGACAGACCACGGGUGUGGCACUGCUUGAAGCUCAGGCAGCCACGGGAUUCAUUGUAGACCCACUGAAAAAUCAGUUCUUGACUGUGGAUGAAGCUGUGAAAUCAGGCCUUGUCGGUCCCGAACUUCAUGAGAAACUGCUCUCUGCUGAAAAAGCAGUCACAGGCUACAAAGACCCAUACACUGGAAACAAAAUUGCCCUCUUUCAAGCCAUGCAGAAAGAACUAAUUCCAAAGGACCAAGCAAUGCCCCUCCUUGAGGCACAGAUGGUCACUGGUGGAAUCAUUGAUCCAGUAAACAGCCACCGUCUUCCAAAUGAUGUGGCCAUCCAGCGUGGAUUCUACAGUAAAGAAAUGGCCAACACUCUCUCUGAACCUACAGAUGACAACAAGAGGUUCUCUGACCCCACUUCAGAUAUGAAUGUGUCAUACAAGCAGCUGAAAGAUAAAUGCAUGAGUGACCCAGACACAGGACUUUGCCUGCUGACUCUCUCCAAGCCACAAUCACCAACAAUAGUUGAAAAGACUUACCUGUACACCGAGGAACAGACCCAGCAUGACCUAUCUGGCACCCAGGUUGAUAUUCCAAUUGAAGGCUUUGGUGACAAGCCCAUGUCCCUUUGGGAUAUCAUGAGCUCAAAUCUGAUCCCAGAAUCAGAAAGGGCUAAACUCAUGGAAGAAUACCGGGCUGGCCAAAUAACAAAGGAACGCAUGAUAAUCAUCAUCAUCGAGAUCAUGGAACAGAGAGAAAUCAUCCGAGGGGAGAACGUCAAAACAUGCAAUACAAUUAGACGAAGAAUUACUAUUGAAGAGCUCUACAGUGCUCGCGUCAUUGACCAAGAAACCUACAACCUGCUGAAACAAGAGAAGAAGACCAUCCGUGAGAUCAUGGAGAUGCAGAGUGUGAAAAAAUAUUUGUAUGGCACAGGCAGUGUUGCUGGUGUCAUGUCAGACUCUAACAACAAGAUCGGCAUUUACCAGGCAAUGAAGAGGGGCCUCAUGAAGUCUGAAGUAGCUAUGACUCUCUUGGAGGCUCAGGCUGCAACUGGAUUCAUGGUUGAUCCUGUCAAAAAUGAAAUGCUCACAGUUGAUGAGGCUGUCCGUAAAGGUGUAGUUGGCCCAGAGAUCCACGACAGACUUCUCUCUGCUGAAAGGGCAGUAACUGGUUACAGAGACCCAUACAGUGGCAAGAUCAUCUCUCUCUUCCAAGCAGUGAAAAAGAACCUUGUCACUGAGGAAUAUGCUCUAAAGCUUCUUGAAGCUCAAACAGCCACAGGUGGUAUUAUGGACCCUGAGUUCAACUUCCACCUUCCUUCAGAUGUUGCCACAGGCCGUGGUUACAUUAACAGGGAGACAAUGGAGAGGCUGUCUGAUGAGGUGAAGGGAUAUGUGGACCCCCUUACAGAAGAAGAGAUUUCCUAUGCAAAUCUGCUCAAGAGAUGUAAGGUUGAUCCUGAAACUGGCCUGCGUUUCCUCUCACUUGCCGACAGAAGGCUGAUGUUCAAGGGUCUUAGAAAGCAGAUCACCAUGGAGGAGCUGUUCCGCUCACAGAUCAUUGACCAGAAGACCCUCACAGAACUGAAUGAAGGUCUGGUGAGUGUAGAGGAAAUCAGCAGUAGACUCCAAAAAUAUAUUGAAGGCGAAAGUUGUAUUGCUGGAGUGUAUGUGGAGACCAACAGAGAGCGUCUCUCCAUCUACCAAGCCAUGAAGAAGAAUAUGAUCAGACCAGGGACAGCUUUUGAGCUGCUUGAGGCCCAAGCCGCAACAGGCUAUGUUAUUGACCCAAUCAAGAACCUUAAACUGACAGUCAAUGAAUCUGUGAGGAUGGGCAUUGUGGGUCCAGAAUUUAAAGACAAGCUUCUCUCUGCAGAACGGGCCGUGACAGGCUACAAAGAUCCUUACUCAGGCAAGACCAUCUCUCUCUUCCAGGCCAUGAAGAAAGGUCUCAUUCUAAAAGAUCAUGGCAUCCGUCUCCUUGAAGCCCAGAUUGCCACAGGAGGAAUCAUUGAUCCAGAGGAGAGUCAUCGCUUGCCAGUAGAGGUGGCUUACAAACGUGGCUUCUUUGAUGAGGAAAUGAAUGAGAUCCUCACUGACCCAUCUGAUGACACCAAGGGAUUCUUUGAUCCCAACACUGAAGAGAAUUUAACUUACCUAGGGUUGAUGGAGAGAUGCAUUACAGAUCCAGACACUGGCCUUGUGCUCUUGCUGCUGAAAGAGAAGAAACGAGAAAGAAAGGCAUCCUCAAAGUCCUCCGUGCGCAAACGCAGAGUGGUCAUUGUGGACCCAGAGUCUGGCAAAGAGAUGUCAGUGUACGAAGCGUACCGUAAAGAGCUCAUUGACCAUCAGACCUACCUGGAAUUGUCAGAGCAGGAAUGUGAGUGGGAAGAGGUUACCAUCACUUCAUCUGAUGGCUCUGUGAAGUCUAUCAUCAUUGACAGGAGAUCAGGCCGGCAAUAUGACAUUGAUGACGCCCUUGCCCGAGCUCUCAUUGACCAGUCCUCUCUGGAUCAGUACCGCUCCGGAAACUUGGCCAUCACUGAAUUUGCUGACAUGCUAUCUGGAAAUAUGGGUGGCUUCCGUUCCCGAUCCUCCUCCAUCGGAUCGACCUCCUCCACCUCAAUCAGAACCCCUGCCACCAUAUGGAAUGAUCCAACAGAGGUCACUGGCCCAGUGGCUGGAAUUCUGGACACUGACACCUUAGAGAAAGUCUCAAUCACUGAGGCUAUGCACAGGAAUCUGGUUGACAACAUCACUGGCCAGAGACUGCUGGAGGCACAGGCUUGCACUGGAGGCAUAAUUGAUCCUGCAACAGGGGAGAAAUUCUCUGUCGCUGAUGCAACUGAGAAGGAUCUUGUUGAUAAGAUAAUGGUUGACAGAUUAAACCUGGCUCAGAAAGCCUUCAAUGGCUUUGAGGACCCCAGAACUAAAGUGAGGAUGUCUGCCUCCCAAGCCCUCAAGAAAGGUUGGCUGUAUUAUGAAGCUGGUCAGCGAUUUCUGGAAGUGCAAUACCUCACUGGUGGUCUCAUAGAACCAGAUGUUGAGGGAAGAGUUUCUUUAGAGGAGGCCAUCAGAAAGAGUACCAUUGAUGCUCGCACUGCCCAAAAGCUAAGAGAUGUAAGUGCCUACUCUAAAUACCUGACCUGCCCAAAAACCAAACUCAAGAUUUCUUAUAAAGAUGCCAUGGACAGAAGUAUGGUUGAGGAAGGAUCUGGCUUGCGACUUCUGGAAGCUUCAUCCCAGUCUAGCAAAGGCCUGUACAGUCCUUACAACGUAAGUGGCUCUGGGUCUGCCUCCGGCUCUCGCUCUGGCUCAAGGACAGGGUCAAGAUCUGGCUCAAGAAGGAGCAGCUUUGAUGCCACUGGUUCUAGCUUUAGCAUGAAUUUCUCCUCAUCCUCAUUGACAUCCACCAGCUACGGCCGAAGAUACAAUGCAGGACCUGACAGUGGCAUCAACAUGGAUGAACUAGCCCAGGCCAUUACAGCACUGUCUAUGAUCAGGCCCACCAUUCAAGGCUGCAGUUCAGAGGAGCUUAGCUCUUUCACAACAUUUCUACCCCUUCACACCUCAGUGGCUUAAAAAUGAUAUUCAAAAGGAGGACAACAAAGACAUAUUUAUUCAGCUUUGCAUGUGGUUGCUUUAGGAAAUUGCAUUCCGAAAACUACCAUUUUUUUCUUUUUGGAUUAUUAAGCUCCAACUCUACAUAGUAUGGAUGCUUAAAACUAUGCAUACCUGUCCGGCCUUAAGUGGUUAUUAUUUUGUAUCUAUUUUUUUCCUGCAGUUUCAUAUAAUAUUCAAUAGGGUAGUAUUUUAAAAUAACAUGGUAUUUUUGAUUAAAUGACAACUAUUUUUAUAGAGCAGUUGUCAUUGAGGCUAAUUGUUUUUAAAUAUUUUACAUUUCUAUUCGCAACUUCAGAAAGUUUUUGAUUGUUUUUACUGUUUAUGUUUCUUUGUCUGGAGAAAACUCCAAAAGAUAUGCCAAGAUAGAUAUACAAUUUAUGUUUACCAGAUAAAAAAAAAAUAUAUAUGGCUAUAUUUCUAAGUACAGUAUGUGUAUAGAUAUCUGUUAAAGCAAUUUUAUUAAGAAGAAGAUAUUAGCCAUCAAAGUAAGCAUAAACAAUUGGCUAACUUGCUAAAGCGCAGAGUAAGGAAAAACACUAAAUGUAUAGCUUUUCAGAUUUUAGUUUUUUUUAAGAGAGCAACAUUCAAAGCUGCAAGAUUUUUUUGGUGGGCGAUUUCUGCUCAACCAUCACACAGAAGCACCAAACAUCCUGUCCACAGGGUUUCGAACAUUCAAGUCUGAAAACUCUGACACAUACACGUACUACACAGCCAGUCAAUGAUGUCCAGUGUCCUCAUUAUUAUUUAAUUGCAACUACAAUAUGUCCUCAUACCAACACUCAAGCUCUACUCAGUCAAGUCCCCCAUGACCUACUGUC
Molecule: messenger RNA, 18058 nt
Organism: Clupea harengus (Atlantic herring)
Lineage: Eukaryota; Metazoa; Chordata; Actinopteri; Clupeiformes; Clupeidae
Product: plectin-like
Biological process (GO): wound healing; intermediate filament cytoskeleton organization; hemidesmosome assembly
Cellular component (GO): sarcolemma; intermediate filament; hemidesmosome
Molecular function (GO): structural constituent of cytoskeleton; ankyrin binding; structural constituent of muscle
Source: RefSeq, a predicted model, not a curated record